Musa acuminata subsp. malaccensis (wild Malaysian banana) is the source of this 1586-nucleotide messenger RNA. RefSeq names its product SNF1-related protein kinase regulatory subunit beta-2. The record is from RefSeq and is a predicted model, not a curated record. Gene Ontology annotation, molecular function: protein binding. NCBI's taxonomy places the organism in Eukaryota, Viridiplantae, Streptophyta, Magnoliopsida, Zingiberales, Musaceae.
GACGCUUCUGUUUCGGUGCACACCCCCUAUCCUAGUGCUCGCCACUGGUUCGUCUCUCCUUUGGAGGGCCAGCCAUGGUUACUUCCAAACCCAUGGGAGGAGUGUGAGGAGAGGAGCCUCGAAGGACUUGUUAAUGCUCCCAAGUGAAAUUCCAGGAGCUGGGGGUGGGUGGUCACCUUCGUUCCUCUGUUUUCUGGAGACAUGUGUCUCUCUUUUCCCCCCAAAGUGCUUUGUCCAAAUUCCAGUCCUUUUCUCCUUUUCUCCUCCCUUUGUCUCGCUCUCUAACCUUCUUUUUUACGAGGUGUUUGCAUUUUUGCUUUCUUUUUCCUGGAUUUUUCCUUUUGGUUGAGCUUUGAAGUAGGUUCAGAUGUAAAGCUGAGAUUUUUCGAUGUUCUUUUCACGAAGUUGGUGGCUUUGUCUUCCUUGGAUGCGCUCGCUUUUGCCUUUGUUUCCUUAUUUGCUUCUUCGGUAACGGGAUGACGUUGUGUGGACUUAUGUUCUACAUAAUGGAAAAGGAUUCGUGGUUUUUGUGAUUCAAGAAGCUGAUUUGGUCCUCAAAAAUCCAACCUUUUGGAUCAAAAAUCAAAGGGAGGUAGAAAUGGGGAAUACAAGUAGUGUCAGGGAAGGUGGAGAGGAGGGGCAGGGUGGAAGCUCUCACUGUCAAAGAGGGUCAGAGGAUUUGAUGGGGCAGAGCCCUCCUCAGAGCCCCAGAGGCGCAGCGCAGUCUCCUCUACUCUUCGCUCCCCAGGUCCCUAUGACUCCAUUGCAAAGACAUGAAGAGAUGCAUUCGCCGAGUGAUUCAUGUACGCCAAAUUCCCCAAUGUAUGAGGAUGCCCUUGAUGUUCAAGGGAUUCCAACAAUGAUUACUUGGGGCCAUGGCGGCAGGGAAGUCUUUGUGGAAGGAUCUUGGGAUAACUGGAUGACAAAGAAGCCCUUAGAAAGAUCAGGCAAGGAUUUUACAGUCAUGAUGGUGCUUCCUUCAGGUUUCUACCAAUACCGAUUCAUUGUGGAUGGAGAACGGAGAUAUGCCCCUGACCUCCCAUGGAUGAACGAUGAUAUGGGAAAUAUCCAUAACAUUUUAGACUUGCAGGAUUUUGUCCCAGAGGAUUUAGGAGGUGUUGCGGGUUUCGAAAUGCCUCAAUCGCCAGAAUCAAGCUACAGCAACUCACCACUUAGUUCAGAGGACUACCGAAAAGAGCCACCGCUUCUACCUCCGCAGCUGCACGUUACCGUUCUGAACGCACCAGCCGCCAUGGAUUGCCCCUCCUCUCUCACGAGGCCUCCGCAUGUGGUGCUAAAUCAUCUCUAUAUUCAGAAAGGGAAGAGCAGUCAGCCUGUUGUGGCACUUGGAAAAACUCAUAGGUUUCUCUCCAAGCAUGUCACUGUGAUACUGUACAAGUCCAUAGCAAGAUGAUGUACAGAUAUAGCUGGUUAGUGUACCUGUCAAAACUCAUGGCACCAUUGUUCUGGUCUAUGUUCAAUAAAACUGUAAUGUUACUUAAUAGGACUUCCGUGAAGGAUGAACACAUAUCUAUGUUCAUGUGAAAAGCAAUUAUUACUUGCUCUGAUGCUUCUUCCUGCUAAAA